AUGGCGGCAAAGGAGGAAAUCCGCCCGAGUCGCUCCUAUACUGCUGUGGUGGAGAAAUCUGCAGACCGGUGGAAAGAAAUCCACAUUGGCCCCGAAGAUGUUCCAGCGCUUUCCAAAUUGGAUGAAAAAUAUCUGGAGCUGGUCCGGUUGUGCCAAUCUGAAGUUUAUGAAGAGGAAUUACACCGAUUCAAAAGGGGAAAACAGCUUCAUUCUACAUCUAGUUUACUGGCUUUGGCCCCUAUUUUAGGUUCUGAUGGUGUGUUGCGACUCGGAGGGCGAGCCAGACGCGCGAAGCUGCCGUACGACCAGCUGCACCCUCCCCUUCUUCCUGGAAGCCAUCCGUUCACUGAAAUGAUCAUCCGCGCUUUCCACGAACAUCUCCAACACGUCGGAACGGACUUUCUGCUCAGUUAUAUCCGUCAACAUUUUUGGCUUACCAGCGGAAGAGAAGCGGUGAAAAGAGUCCGUCGGAACUGUACCAUCUGUCGGCGCAACCGGGCCAAGCCCGGCGAACAAUUGAUGGGAGACCUUCCCGAUUCACGGCUUGACUCCGGCUCUCUCCCGUUUACUCGUACUGCCGUCGACUUGUUUGGGCCAUUUGAGGUUGGCCUCGCCCGAAACCGAACGACCAAGCGUUGGGGCGUGUUGUUUACAUGCAUGGUCACUCGCGCCGUAUUCCUGGAGCUCGUCCCGUCCCUCUCAACAAGUGAUUUUCUGUCGGCCCUACGAAAAUUCAUUUCUCUCUACAGAAAGCCCGAGGUAAUCCACUCUGAUAAUGGAACCAAUUUUGUCGGCGCCGAAAGGGAGCUGCGGGAAGCCGUCGAAGAAAUGUACGCGUCCCAGGCGAUCCCAGAUUUCAUGAAAAGGGUCAGCAUCAAAUGGACCUUCCAACCGCCUCGGACACCUCAUUUUGGAGGCGCCCACGCAUCGCUGGUCCGUUCCACCAAGAAGGCGUUAUACAACGCCUUGGAGCAAGAAAAGAAUAGCUUCCGUCACCCGACGGAAGAUUUGCUCAGAACAUUAUUGUAUGAAGUAGCCGGACUGCUGAAUACCCGACCGUUGACUUAUGCCAGUUCCGAUCCGGCGGAUUUCCGCCCGUUAACGCCGAACGAUUUCUAA
This is a messenger RNA of Daphnia pulex (common water flea), 1119 nucleotides long. RefSeq lists its product as uncharacterized. Lineage: Eukaryota; Metazoa; Arthropoda; Branchiopoda; Diplostraca; Daphniidae. The record is from RefSeq and is a predicted model, not a curated record. The transcript has a single exon. Gene Ontology annotation, biological process: DNA integration. The coding region runs from base 1 to 1119 and encodes 372 amino acids. Gene Ontology annotation, molecular function: nucleic acid binding.